AUGAAAGAUAACCAAAACACAAACAAUCGUAACGGUGAAACACUAGAGCAGAUUGUUUUAAAUGUUGGCGGCAUUAGGUACGAAACAUAUCGUUCCACUUUGACAUCAUAUCCCAAUACACUUCUUGGAACAAUGUUUGCUGAGCGGAACAAAGCUUUAUUACACCCAAUCAACGGCAAUGAGUAUUUUAUUGAUCGUAAUG
This is a messenger RNA of Dentiscutata erythropus, 202 nucleotides long. The record is from the annotation of a GenBank genome assembly. Lineage: Eukaryota; Fungi; Glomeromycota; Glomeromycetes; Diversisporales; Gigasporaceae.